CGGGCAUACCCCCCUCCACACCUCCCGAUUCAAAUCCGCAGCCCCAGAAAAAAUCAGACGCCGAGCUCUCGCUCUCGAUCUAGGGAUUGAUUCCCCCAAAACCCUAGGCGACCCAGCGGCGGAGGACCUCCACCGCCGCGCGCGCCCAUGGCCGACGACCUCUACUCCUCCUCCUCCGGCGCGGCGUCGCCCGCCGCCGCGGCCGCCGCGGCCGCCGCGGCGGUCGGCUCGUCGGUGAUCCCGAUCGUCAACAAGCUGCAGGACAUCUUCGCGCAGCUGGGGAGCAACUCCACCAUCGACCUGCCGCAGGUCGCGGUCGUCGGCAGCCAGAGCAGCGGCAAGUCGAGCGUCCUCGAGGCGCUCGUCGGCCGCGACUUCCUCCCGCGCGGCUCCGACAUCUGCACGCGCCGCCCGCUCGUGCUCCAGCUCGUGCACCAGCCGCUGCGCCCCUCGGCCGUCGACGACAACGAGUGGGGCGAGUUCCUGCACCAGCCAGGCCGACGCUACUCCGACUUCCGCGAAAUCCGACGCGAGAUCCAGGCAGAAACUGACAGGGAGGCUGGUGGUAACAAGGGUGUGUCAGAUAGGCAGAUACGUUUGAAGAUCCAUUCGCCAAAUGUUCUUAACAUCACUUUGGUCGAUUUGCCUGGAAUUACUAAGGUGCCAGUUGGCGACCAACCAACUGAUAUUGAGGCCAGAAUAAGGACUAUGAUAUUGUCAUAUAUCAAGCACAAGACAUGUAUCAUCUUGGCUGUUUCACCAGCAAAUGCAGAUUUAGCUAAUUCUGAUGCCCUUCAAAUGGCUCGUCAGGCAGACCCUGAUGGUUCUCGAACAAUUGGUGUUAUCACAAAGUUGGACAUAAUGGACAGGGGCACCGAUGCCCGUAACUUCUUGCUGGGAAAUGUCAUCCCAUUACGACUUGGUUAUGUUGGUGUCGUAAACCGCUGCCAGCAGGAUAUCAUCUCUGAUCUCAGUAUCAAGGAUGCCUUGGCACGAGAAGAAAAAUUCUUCCGUAAUCAACCGGCAUACAAUGGUCUUGCUCAGUACUGUGGGAUACCACAGUUAGCAAAGAAGCUAAACCAGAUCUUGGUCCAACAUAUAAAAACUAUUCUGCCGGGACUGAAGUCACGCAUAAGUUCCCAAUUGACAGCUAUUGCUAAGGAGCAUGCCUUUUAUGGUGAUCCAGUCGAGUCCAAGGCUGGGCAAGGUGCUAAGCUUUUGAACAUUCUAGCUAAAUACUGUGAUGCUUUCUCCUCGAUGGUAGAAGGAAAAAAUGAAGAUAUCUCAACAAUCGAGCUUUCUGGUGGAGCAAGAAUUCACUAUAUUUUCCAAUCUAUCUUUGUCAAAAGCUUAGAGGGUGUUGACCCUUGCGAGGAUGUCACCGAUGAAGACAUCCGCAUGGCUAUACAAAAUGCAACUGGUCCUAGGAGUGCUUUGUUUGUACCUGAGGUGCCAUUUGAAGUGCUUGUACGUAGACAAAUCAGCAGAUUGCUUGAUCCAAGUCUUCAGUGUGCAGAAUUUAUAUAUGAGGAACUAGUCAAGAUGAGCCAUCGUUCUCUUAGCAAUGAGCUGCAGCAGUUUCCUAUACUCAGAAGGAGCAUGGAUGAAGUAAUUGGGAAGUUUUUACGUGAUGGGCUUAAGCCAGCACAAGAUAUGAUAGCACACAUUAUUGAGAUGGAGGCCGACUACAUAAACACAUCUCACCCAAGUUUCAUUGGUGGCAGCAAGGCCGUAGAGCAAGCGCAGCAACAAGUCAGAACGGCUAGAUUGCCUGCAACGGUGGUUAGAAGAGAUGGAGUAGAUGCCGAUAAGCCACAGGCUCCUGAGAAAACCCAAAGAUCACGUGCAUUAUUGGGUAGAACUGCUGGUGUGAAUGGAGUUGUCAACGACCAGAUCCAGCAGGGUGUACGAUCUGCUGCUGAGGCAGAGAGACCGGGAUCUUCAGGUAGUGGAAGCACUUCCUUUUGGGGCUCAAUAUUUACCUCAAGUGAGGACCGUGCACACUCUUCAGCGAGAGAUAGUUCAGUGAACAAAUCUUAUGCUUCAGCCACUCCCAGCCUGGAACAUUCAUUCUCUUCAAUACAUUUAAAAGAGCCGCCGCUAGUCCUCAAGCCUUCAGAAAAUCAUUCUGAGCAGGAGGCCCUUGAAAUAGCAAUUACAAAAUUGCUGCUGCAGUCAUAUUACAAUAUAGUCAGGAAAAAUGUUGAGGACUUCGUACCAAAAGCAAUUAUGCAUUUCCUGGUUAAUCACACAAAAAGAGAGCUGCAUAAUUUCCUUAUAACUACCCUUUAUAGAGAAGAGCUCCUUGGCGACAUCCUAAGAGAACCUGAUGAAAUAACUACAAAGAGGAAGCAGAUACGUGAUAACCUUAGGAUCCUUCAGCAAGCCUACAAAACUUUGGAUGAGAUACCGCUAGAAGCAGAGACAGUUGAGAGAGGUUAUUCCCUGGAUUCUGAUGCCACCGGUCUACCACGGGUCCAUGGGCUUUCUUCAUCCUUCCAUGACGGAGGCUCACCAUAUUCUACCCCAAAGCAGUCUAGGAAUCGGAAGGGCCACUCUGGGGAGCAACAACCUUUCAAUCCCAGCUCAAGUGGCAAUGGAUUUUGAUAUUGCCUUGCACGACCGUUCCCCGGUUUAGUGACUUGAGCCAGCAGAUGUGCUGGUAGCAACACGCUAUCCAUAUUCAGUUUGCCGGUGCCCAAUAGAUAUAUGUUUUUUCUAGCCAUUGUUAUUCUUUGUAGUGUUGCGCCCAACGAAGCAUUGGCAUGGUGCCAGAUUUUUGCCGCUUGCCUCUCUUGUACAGUAUAUCGCAGCCCAAUCAUUUCGUCUUAAAAUGAUACCGGUGAUGGGUAAGUUUUUUGGUUGAAACCCAUGUAAGAAGCUAUGGGGACCUACUAGUUUUAGUUCCGAGUGUCCGAGUACUGUAUCUGAAGAUUCUGAACACGGUUUAUUUUACCGUGAUAAGUCUGACAUGGUUCGUGGGAAGAUGUUAAGAAAUUGUGCUACAGGAGUUUUAAUGUUUCA
Molecule: messenger RNA, 3024 nt
Organism: Lolium perenne
Lineage: Eukaryota; Viridiplantae; Streptophyta; Magnoliopsida; Poales; Poaceae
Product: dynamin-related protein 3B
Cellular component (GO): membrane; cytoplasm; microtubule
Molecular function (GO): microtubule binding; GTPase activity; GTP binding
Source: RefSeq, a predicted model, not a curated record